AUGAAGCAAGUUCAUGAUGAAAAGGGGAACCAAACCAUUAUCUCUGAGUUCCUUCUCCUGGGCCUGCCUAUCCAACCAGAGAUGAAGGCUCCUUUCUAUGCCCUCUUCCUGGCCAUGUACCUUACUACAAUCCUUGGGAACACACUCAUCAUCCUCUUGAUACAUGUGGAUUCCCACCUGCACACACCCAUGUAUCUGUUUCUCAGCAACCUGUCCUUCUCUGACAUGUGCUUCUCUUCUGUGACCAUCCCCAAACUGCUGGGAAACAUGCAGAGCAAGAAAUCAGUCAUCUCCUAUCCUGGCUGCCUGACCCAGAUGUACUUUUUCCUUUUCUUUGGAGACCUGGAGAGCUUCCUACUGGUGGCCAUGGCCUAUGACCGCUAUGUGGCCAUAUGCUACCCUCUACAUUACACUGUCAUCAUGAGCCCCAAGCUGUGCAGCUCUUUUGUGGUGCUUUCCUGGGUCCUUACUGCCUUCCAUGCAUUGCUGCAUACCCUGCUCAUCUCUUAUCUCAUGAGUCAUGGGAACCAAACCAUUAUCUCUGAGUUUCUUCUCCUGGGCCUGCCUAUCCAACCAGAGAUGAAGGCUCCUUUCUAUGCCCUCUUCCUGGCCAUGUACCUUACUACAAUCCUUGGGAACACACUCAUCAUCCUCUUGAUACAUGUGGAUUCCCACCUGCACACAGCCAUGUAUCUGUUCCUCACAAACCUGUCCUUCUCUGACAUGUGCUUCUCUUCUGUGACCAUCCCCAAACUGCUGGGAAACAUGCAGAGCAAGAAACCAGCCAUCUCUUAUCCUGGCUGCCUGACCCAGAUGUACUUCUUCCUUUUUUUUGCAGACCUAGAGAGCUUCCUGCUGGUGGCCAUGGCCUAUGACCGCUAUGUGGCCAUAUGCUACCCUCUGCACUACACUGUCAUCAUGAGCCCCAAGCUGUGCAGCUCUCUUGUGGUGCUUUCCUGGGUCCUUACUGCUUUCCACGCCUUGCUUCACACCCUGCUCAUGUCCCGAUUAUCCUUCUGUGCCAACAACAUCAUCCCCCACUUCUUCUGUGACAUGUCUGCCCUGCUGAAAUUGGCCUGCUCAGACACUCAGCUGAAUGAGUUGGUAAUCUUUGUCAUGGGGGGCCUGAUUUUGGUUGUGCCAUUCCUGCUAAUUAUCACAUCUUAUGCCCGUAUUAUCUCUUCUAUCCUCAGGGUGCCCUCUGUAAGGGGCAUUCGCAAAGCCUUCUCUACCUGUGGCUCCCAUCUCUCAGUUGUGUCUCUCUUCUAUGGGACAGUCAUUGGCCUCUACUUAUGCCCAUCAACAAACAGCUCCACAGUGAAGGAGACAGUCAUGUCAAUCAUGUACACUGUGGUAACACCAAUGCUGAACCCCUUCAUCUAUAGUCUGAGGAAUAAAGACAUGAAAGGGGCUUUCAGGAAGCUCCUGGCAGCAAGAAAAUUUCCCUUCUCCUUGAGACCAUAA
Trichosurus vulpecula (common brushtail) is the source of this 1464-nucleotide messenger RNA. RefSeq names its product olfactory receptor-like protein DTMT. Bases 1 to 1464 code for a protein of 487 amino acids. Gene Ontology annotation, cellular component: membrane. The transcript has 3 exons. Gene Ontology annotation, biological process: G protein-coupled receptor signaling pathway. Gene Ontology annotation, molecular function: G protein-coupled receptor activity; olfactory receptor activity. NCBI's taxonomy places the organism in Eukaryota, Metazoa, Chordata, Mammalia, Diprotodontia, Phalangeridae. The record is from RefSeq and is a predicted model, not a curated record.